Molecule: messenger RNA, 1482 nt
Organism: Sphaeroforma arctica JP610
Lineage: Eukaryota; Ichthyosporea; Ichthyophonida
Exons: 1
Coding region: 112-1281 (389 amino acids)
Biological process (GO): iron ion transmembrane transport
Cellular component (GO): plasma membrane; high-affinity iron permease complex
Molecular function (GO): ferrous iron transmembrane transporter activity
Source: RefSeq, a predicted model, not a curated record
CAAAAAAUACAUAUUGAUGUGAUUCAUCAACAUACGCCGUGAGUUUUAGAAGCGUUUUGAACAAGUUUCAAAUAUCGAUACAUUUCACGUUGCGCAUACAGAUCUUCUACGAUGGCUGUCGAGGAUGUGAUAUCCGUUGAGCUUAUGUUUAUUCUGUGGCGCGAAUCCAUGGAAGCAUCACUAGUAAUAAGCACACUUCUAAGUGUUAUUACACGCACCACCAAAGAUGAGGAGGUAGCCAAACGAAACAAGUUGGUGGUGGUCUUUGGCAGUUCCUUAGGAUUUCUCAUAGCUGCAAUUCUCGGGACUACUUUUAUUUGCGUGUUUUACAUAUAUGCAUCCGACCUGUGGGUGUCAAUGGAGUCACUAUGGGAAGGUAUUUUUUCGUUGAUCGCGUCGAUUAUGCUGACCUUUGCCGGCAUCGGGCUUCUGGGUUCCGAAGGAAAAGUGGAAAGGAUGGCGAAUAAGAUGGCAGUCAAGAUGGAGGAGGCAGCUGGUACUGGUUCGGAGCCGGCGACCGGUCUCUCAUUCGAUUCAGAAGCCACAAGCACCGCAAUGGUGAAGAAAGAGAAAACGAACAAACCAGACCCCGAAAUAGCUGUAGUCGGUGAAGUCGAUAAUUAUGACAGUCUCCCGGUAAUGCGGCCCAGGUCACUUAGACAGUGGUGUGAUUAUCUGAUUCGAUCGCCGUUUCACAAAGAUACACAAGGGUUCUUUUGGAUCCCUUUUGUUACACUAUUGCGAGAAACUGUGGAAGCUUUCGUGUUUGUCGCAGGUGUAGGUUUCAGCGCAAGCGCCAGUGCUGUUCCCCUAUCAGUGGUAAUUGGUGUUAUCCUUGGUAUACUCGUGGGCCUUGUUAUAUUUUUCUCCGGCCAACGAUUUCCUAUGCGCUAUUUCAUUAUGGCUAUGAUGAGCAUUCUUCUUUUCCUCGGUGCCGGAUUAAUGUCAAAGGGUGUUGGCUUGCUUGAAAGUUAUUCAUGGAGUCAAGCGAUCAACAUGGACGCUGACGAUGCCGGCUCUGGGCUGUUUGACCCUCGCACGAAUAUUUGGUACUUUGAUUGUUGUAAUCCUGAGGAUCCUUCUAAUGGGUGGUGGGGACUACUUAAUUCGGUUUGUGGAUGGAACAACAUAGCCACGUACGGAUCCGUAAUCUCUUACUGUGUAUAUUGGGUGGCUUGCUCGAUGAUACUGUUGUUCAUGUUUUAUCGACAAAAGCGCACUAGUAUGAUACCGACGAAGACAGGGGCCACAGACACGACCUCAACAAGUGAACGUAAAUAGACUUUAUGACUAGACCAAAUCUUAGUAAUCAAUAAUCUUUAUCCCGGCGUGUACGUUUGUCUGCUAUGCCAGCUGUUCUUAUAUAUAGCAUAUUUUAGAAACCUGAGCAUCUCACCGUGUUGAGACUUGGAAGAAUUAUUCAACAAUUACCAUGCCGCUUUUGACCAGCGCAUGACAUAUAUAAAGCUAAAGCAGAAUCCA